CACAGCCCAUCUUCACAAUCAAAGCCCAUUAGGACUACCCAAAAAGAGUAACCUAGAUUUAAUUUGCGUAGUUUUCUAAUAUUUUCGUAAUACUAGCGUAAUUCUAGGUUUUAGCUUUGAAUUUUCCGAUCCGUGCGAUUUUUCUCCCAAAUCUGAUUUUCUUGGCCUUUUUGUUUCCAAUUGGCUUCAUUCUUCAUUUCGCCUCUAUUAAUAGAAUCAGGAAUUGUAAUUCUAUAAGGAGGCUUUUUGAUACCUAGGGUUCGCUGUUCGUCGUUGCUCUAUCUUCAGGCUCACUGUAAAUUGGUUUAUAUUUUUGAUGGCUUUGGUUGUUAUUUGUGGUCAGCCUUGUAGUGGGAAGUCAACAGCCGCAGCCUGCCUGGCUGAAGCCCUUCAAGAUGCAGAACCGAAGCCAUCAGUUCGGAUCGUUGAUGAAUCUUUGUUUCACCUCACACGGAACGAGGGCUAUGCUAACAUGCCAUCAGAAAAGAAUUUAAGAGGAGUUUUGAGAUCUGAAGUUGAUAGAUCUCUGACCAGAGACAAUAUUAUUAUAGUGGAUUCUUUAAACAGCAUAAAGGGGUACAGAUACGAGCUAUGGUGUCUGGCUCGUGCAGCUGGUACAAGAUACUGUGUCGUGCACUGUGAUACUGAAGAGACAUACUGUCGGAAAUGGAAUGAAGAACGAAGGGAUAAAUCAGAGGCGACUUAUGAUGAUAAAAUAUUUGAAGAUCUGGUUAGAAGAUUUGAGAGGCCAGAUAGCAGAAACCGUUGGGAUUCACCAUUGUUUGAGCUAUGGCCCUCCAGAGAUGGGAUUGAAAAAUCGUCCGCUGCCAUAGUCGAUGCUGUGAGAUACCUGACAAAAAGAGUAGACUCAAAAACCAAGGAUGUUAAAGUAUUGCAGCCUACUAUUGCAACACAGGGUGCACGACUAACAGAGGCGAAUUCUCUCUACGAGUUGGAUAGAGCAACACUUGAGGUAAUGAACAUGAUCGUGGAAGCACAGUCCCAUGCAGCCGGAGGUCCCCUCAAUGGCGUGACUCUUGGGCCGGGCUUACCUAGUGUUGAUAUUUCAAGGCAUGUUGGCCUCCCCGAGCUGCGUAGGCUCAGGCGAACUUUCAUAAAAUUAACAGGGCAGUCGAGCUUGAGUGGUCCGCCACCACCCUCAGAUGCUGAUAGUGCAAAGAGAAUGUUUGUGGAUUACUUGAACAGGGAAUUAGAAAGCAAUUAGUGCCAGAGAAAAAUCUUCUCGACGUUCUGCAAAUGCACGGCAGUGUCCAUGCCGUAGAGUUUUGCAUUAUCCCUGGAAGCAAUGCUGGAGACAAGACCUUGGAGCAACCGGGCCAUGAUUUUGGGAUAAGGUGAUUUAGCACUGUACCAUUAAAUUAAGCUUAUUUUUCGAAGAUAUUGUGCUGUUUGUUUCGUGUUGUAUGGUUAAUGGUCAAAGCAUAUAUACAUAUUAUAACUUACUUUCCUUA
This is a messenger RNA of Salvia hispanica, 1472 nucleotides long. Its product is annotated as protein KTI12 homolog. The record is from RefSeq and is a predicted model, not a curated record. NCBI's taxonomy places the organism in Eukaryota, Viridiplantae, Streptophyta, Magnoliopsida, Lamiales, Lamiaceae.